AUGGAGGCGUGGUCCGGCCAGAAGCCGCAUGUGGGCAUGGCUCGGAUUUGGGGUUGCAUGGGAAGUGUCAUGCUGCAUGGGCAUGAGAAGGGUGGCAAGCUUGAUGCACGGGCUGUCAUGUGUGUCUGUGUUGGGGUGGACAUGGAGAGCAAGGGUUGGCGCAUGCUGGACCCUUCUCUCAUGCGCAUUCGCAUUGCUCGGGAUGUUGAUUUUCUUGAGAAUGUGAUGUGGAAGGAUUGGGACAAGGCAAAGGGAUUUGGGGAGCUUCUGCAGGAUGCAGCUGCGAUUUCCCAACUCCUCCCUCUUCCACUCUCGCCACCCUCAGCAACGGCUGACGACGUUGAGAUGCCACUUUCAUCACUGCCACCGGCACCGCUGAGUGUGUCGGUGCAGCAGCAGCCCACCCCUCUGCAGCAGCUCAGUGGCCCCUCGGUCAUUCAGCGGAGAUCCGCUACACAGUCUACUUCCUCUUCCUCCUCCUCUGGUCAGCGCUCUGUCCCUCUCUCUACGGGUGCCCCUCCGUCACCAGCGACUACCUCCCCACCACCGGUUACGGGUUUGCAGGUGCUUGGUAUCCAGUCUGGUACAGGUGGUGAGGAGGUAGGGGGGGAUGCUGGUGUGGUUGAGGGCAUGCUGUGUUUGGCCAGGGAGGUGGAAGGUGUUGCACUGGCAGGUGUGAGCACCGGUGAUGUCCCACGCACACUCGCUGAGGCCCUGCGUGGCCCUGAGGGCCCUGCGUGGAAGGCAGGCGCAGAGAAGGAGGUAAAUGCAAUGCGUACUAUGGGUGUAUGGGAUCUAGAGCCGGUCGACUUACCUUCAGGUAAGAAGGCCAUUGGGGUCCGUCCUGCGUGGCACCAAGACGCAUUCACAUGCGUGCUGCACUGA
Molecule: messenger RNA, 885 nt
Organism: Closterium sp. Naga37s-1
Lineage: Eukaryota; Viridiplantae; Streptophyta; Zygnematophyceae; Desmidiales; Closteriaceae
Source: the annotation of a GenBank genome assembly